AUGUCCGACGCCCCCGCACCCGAGCGCAGGCUCACCAAGAAGGAGAAGAAGGCCCAGGCGUUCCGCGCCCAAAAGGCCAGCAAGAAGGCCAAGGCCGCCGCCCCGUCGUUCGACGACGAGGUGCAGGCCAUCGACGACGGCGAGCAGCUCUCGCUCGACCAGCUCGAGCGCCAACCACCUGUGGCCGCCGCCGCCGCCGCCAACAAGUCCAAGAAGCGCGCGCGCGACGACGACGGCGAGGGCGGCGAGGACAAGGGCGAGGGCGAGGGCGAGGUGGGUGCGGCAGCAGAGGGCGACGAGCCCAAGAAGAAGAAGCGGCAGCGGGGCAAGACGCAGGCGCAGCGGGACCGCGAGGCGCGAGAGGCGGCCAAGGGCGCAGGUGGGGCAGACGGCGCACACCGCUUGCUCCUCUUUGUCGGCAACAUGCCGUACAAGGUCACGGUCGACGAGAUCAAGGAGCACUUCAAGCCUUGCGGCGAGGUCCCCGCCGUCCGCCUCCUCACGCCCAAAACCGCCCCCUCGCCUUCCUCGUCCUCCUCCGCCACCACCACCCCCGUCGCGCCCGCCUCGAAAGGCUGCGCCUUCCUCGAUUUCACCUCGGCAACAGCGCUCCAAUCCGCCCUGCGCCUGCACCACUCGACGCUCUCGCACCGCAAGAUCAACGUCGAGCUGACGGCGGGCGGCGGCGGCAACUCGGCCGCGCGCAAGCUCAAGAUUGACGAGCAGCGCAAAAAGUUGACGGCCGAGCGCGAAAAGGCGACCAAGAACAAGCGCCUGCGCGAGGGCGAGAGCGAGAAUGGCGACAAGACGGGCAGGUGGAAGCUUGCGGCCGAGAAGAAGGCGGCGGCGGCAGAGGAGGAGGGGGCCGGUGCGGCGGCGGCGGCGGCGGUGGUGGGCGAGGGUGGGGCGCCCGCACCAGAUGCGGCGGCGGGCGACAAGCCCAAGAAGAAGGUGCGCGACCGUCGGCAGCAGAAGGACGGCGGCGGCGCGGGCGCGGCCAAGCAGGAGGCGCAGCGCCAGCAGCAGCAGCAGAAGCUCGUCGCGCGCGCCGUCAAGGCUUCGACGGGCGCCAACGCGAUCAAGAUUGCGAGUGGGUGGGGCGACAAGGGCAAGGCGUAGCUGGCGGUGCAUCGUGCUCUUCCUUUC
Molecule: messenger RNA, 1146 nt
Organism: Rhodotorula graminis WP1
Lineage: Eukaryota; Fungi; Basidiomycota; Microbotryomycetes; Sporidiobolales; Sporidiobolaceae
Exons: 3
Coding region: 1-1119 (372 amino acids)
Molecular function (GO): RNA binding
Source: RefSeq, a predicted model, not a curated record